GUCACGGAGCUUUGUGCCGGUGGCUCGUUGGCGGAACGCUUGGAGCAGCAGCGGAGGAGGGACCCGGUUCGGGGGACGGGAGCGACAGAAGACCGAUGGGACCGGGACAGAUGAGAAACGACAUUCAUUUCAGCCUGGUCAGCUCCAAACUGGAUUUCGUUUCCUGGACCAAACGGCUUCUUCAGACGGUUCAACGCUAGAGUCCUUGCAUUUCCCUUCCAAAAGUAAUCAAGCUUGCAUGGCUCAUAGAAGGGUUUGGAGCAACUCGGAAGUCAUGCCAGCAGUAGCAAGAAAUGCGUAGAUAUUUGCAUGUUGCUUGUCACCGCAGAAGCACUUUGGUACGAGCUACAGUCCUUUGCUGGAAGACCUGUUUUCAACGGUCACCAUGCUGCGAGUCAUUGCGGGUGCGGUGAUCAUGGCGACCUCUUUCACGUUGAUGGGCUGUGGUGGGUGCAAUCAAGAUGCUUUGACCAGCUGUGCUCAGACGUACAAUAGUGAUCCAACGAUUUCCGCAGGGACAGAUGCAGUUUGCAAGACAUGGCAGACGUACACGAGUUGCGUCAAGGAUGCAGCAUGCUGUGACUUCGACAUUGAAUCAGACGGUACCACCAAGGCAUGGAAGGACUACUUGGACUCCUUGCUCACGAUGAAAGACAGCCUGUGCACAGGCAGCAACGCUGUGAGCAACCAGUGCAGCUGAGCCAGAUGUGCUCAGAAGUCGAAGAGUUGGCGUGAUG
Molecule: messenger RNA, 737 nt
Organism: Durusdinium trenchii
Lineage: Eukaryota; Dinophyceae; Suessiales; Symbiodiniaceae
Source: the annotation of a GenBank genome assembly